GACAACCGGUACCACCCCCUCAAAGGCGAAACAUGUAGACGAAACGAAGCUCCGUUUUUGGUGUCCCGGCGCCGCUCUUCCCCGUCCCUUCACCGGCCGACCGUUUUCUCGCUCGUUCUCUUGGCGCGUUUUCUUUCUUCAAUCUGCUCGCUCGCUCUUAUGGAGAUUGAAGGCGAAGAAGGUUCGAAGGUCGCGCUCGGAAGAGCUCCGGCGACGACGGUCUUCGGCCGAGGACUGGGGUUCAGCACCGACGACCGGAGCGUGUCUCGCAAGCACCUUCUCCUCCAAGGCGUCGGCGACGAUGGGACCGUGGAGCCUAGGGUUUCGUUCCAGGUCCUGGGGAAGAACCCGGUGUGGGUCCGGAGCAGGAGCGGCGGGGGGAUUCGGGUGUACCGGAGGUCGGAGAGCGGCGAAAUCGGAGUCGGCGACCGGUUCUGUGUCUCCGGGAGGAGGCCCGUUUGGUUUGAUCUGAGGAAGAUUGAAGGAGGAGGCAGAGGCGGAAGCGGAAGCGAGAGGAACUCGGAAUGCGAGAGCGAAUUGGCAGAGAGUGCUGAAUCUGUUGAUGUCUCGAGUAUUGACCCUGUGAAAGAGUUUGGUUUUCUUGUGAUUGGACACGAGUUUGAUCAAUAUCCUAAGCAAAUGCUUCGCAAUGCAAAGCAUUGGGAUUGGUUUCUUGAGGACCCGAGUAAAGGCAGUGAUGACAGUGGGGAUGAAGAUGAAGGGACAAAAGCCAAGUGCAGAGGUAGGAGAAAGAGGAGACGGGUUGAGGGCGAUAACGGAGAUGAUGAUGAAUGGACUGGUGAGAGCGAAGACGAGAAGGGUGUUUUGGCUACUGUGAGAAAGGCUAAGAAACCAUCUUACCGGACAAGAUCCAAGGACAACAGGAAAGUGAAACCUCCGAAGAGUACAAGAAGUGAUAGAACAUCUCAGAAGAAGAGAAGUCCUCGUUCAGAAGAUGAAGAAGACGAUGAAACGUUGGGAGGGUUCAUUGUAGAUGAGGAGGAUGUUGAAGGAGAACAAAAAGAAGAAAGUGAGGAUGAGGGAGAGGGAGAGGAAGAGGAGGAAUUCACUGAUGAUGAGGAAGAUGAAUAGUUCAAGUAAUUUACUUGGGAUGUAAGAAAAUUUUGACGUGCAUAGCUGAGGUGAACGCUGUAUGUUUAAUGAAAACCAUGUAAUCUGGUCUUUUCACUCUCCUUGUUAUUAGUGUUAGAAGUCCUGUACCAUAGGCUGUCGCUGACUCUUACGUUGUGAGAUAUGUUUUUUUGGAGAAAAUGAUAGAUCAUCCAUCAUUUACGGGUGUCAGUUUUCUCCAGUUUUGCUGGUUUCUGCUGUUGAUCAAUGCCAAGUAGGACAUCAACGGUUGUGGAUGUAACUGUAA
This is a messenger RNA of Eucalyptus grandis, 1378 nucleotides long. RefSeq names its product cyclic nucleotide-gated cation channel beta-1. The record is from RefSeq and is a predicted model, not a curated record. The transcript has 2 exons. Lineage: Eukaryota; Viridiplantae; Streptophyta; Magnoliopsida; Myrtales; Myrtaceae. Bases 160 to 1092 code for a protein of 310 amino acids. Gene Ontology annotation, molecular function: protein binding.